This is a messenger RNA of Diprion similis, 3932 nucleotides long. It is a transcript of the gene Pxn, whose product is annotated as peroxidasin homolog. The transcript has 4 exons. Bases 16 to 3894 code for a protein of 1292 amino acids. Lineage: Eukaryota; Metazoa; Arthropoda; Insecta; Hymenoptera; Diprionidae. Gene Ontology annotation, biological process: response to oxidative stress. Gene Ontology annotation, molecular function: peroxidase activity; protein binding; heme binding. The record is from RefSeq and is a predicted model, not a curated record.
GCAAUAUACACAAUCAUGCCGGCGAAACUGGUGUUCGUUGUUAUUCUGGCGGUUCUUGCCGGGAUUGGCGAAUGCGAUGGUCUGCAGUCUUACCCGGACUCGGACAACGAAUGCCCCAACAAGUGUGUCUGCUAUAGGAAAACCGUCCGGUGCACCUUCCAAAAGUUAAAUCGCCUACCGAGCGCACCUACCGAUACCAGUGUUCUAGAUUUGCGGUUUAACAACAUAGUGGAAAUUGACCCGAGAGUCUUUCCUGGGUUGAACGAGCUGCACACUUUGCUACUGAACGACAACCAGAUAAGACAUUUGCAGGCGAAUGCUUUCUCGGAUUUGCCAAAUCUACGUAAAUUGUAUCUGUACAAAAAUCGCAUAACUAUUAUCGAGUCCGGUGCGUUUAACGGACUGGUUAAACUCGAACAAUUGUAUCUUCACAACAAUUACUUAACCGAGAUAAAAGAUGGCACGUUCAACAACUUGGCCGCGCUCGAGAGACUCUUUUUACAGAACAAUAAGAUCACCCGUUUACCUGCGGACGCGUUUCGUAACGUCGGUCCUAUGACACGAUUACGACUUGAUAGUAACUCGCUGGUAUGCGAUUGUGAUCUUAUGUGGCUUGUUCAACGGUUACAAGAAAAACCAGGGGAAAUGGCAGCCGUUUGCGACUCUCCGAACAACAUGAGGGGCCGUUCGUUGAUUGGGAUGUUGCCGAAGGAGUUUCAUUGCCAUGAGCCGCGGAUAAUGGAGGGUCCUGAUGACGUGGAGGUGAGGGUUGGCAGAUCGGUGGUCUUCACAUGCCGAGUGUCGGGCGAUCCAAAACCGGAGAUAAAAUGGAUGCGUGAUUCGAACGAGGUGUUCCUGGACGGAGAUCAUUUCGCGAUGUCGGAAGACGGGAGUCUGAGAAUUUCCGAAGUGACGGAGAACGACGCCGGGGAUUACGAGUGCGUCGCCGAAAGUGAAAUGGGAACGACGAGAUCGAGGAAGGCUCGAGCCCUGAUAACGGCAACAAAUCCUCUCAGGUUCUCGGUGACCCCUCGUUCCCAGAGCACAAAAUCCGGGAAGGAUAUUCACCUGAACUGCGAAGCAGAGAGCGAUCCUAGGCCGAGAAUUUCAUGGUGGAAAAACGGUGCGCAGAUCACGCCGUCGGGAAGAGUAUCGAUAACCGAGACUUCCAUUGGCGGAUCACGGCUGACAAUUUUUGCGGCAAAGGACAGCGACUCUGGUCGAUACGUUUGUGCGGCGAGAAACGACGAGGGUGUCCUAGAGACAAGCGCUGAUCUCGAGGUAAUAAGCCGGGAGAAUAAUCCUCCCAAGUUGACCUACCGUCCUGAGGACAUGGAGGCCGAGCCCGGGAUGAUAAUCGAAGUUCCUUGCCGUGCUGACGGUGAUCCGAAGCCUUUUAUACAGUGGAAAAAGGACGGUCGCAGCAUCGCGAGCAGUAAUGUUCGUGUUUCCAGAAGCGGAAGCCUCUUCCUUUACAAUGUUACAGUGGCGGACACAGGCCGGUAUGAAUGUUCAGCCGUGAACGAGUACGGCCGAGCCACGGCUCAGGCCUUGGUGAAAAUCCGACGCCCCGGAGCCACUGAUGCUCUGAUUAUUCGCGCCUUCAACGACGCCGCCACCUCCGUCGAUCAAGCCAUCAACAGAACGGUAGUGGCACUCCUCAACAGUAAGGGGACCCAACGCGUUGAUCCCUUCAGACUCUCCAGGUACCCCGACGCUAUUGGCAGAGCCGCCGCCAGGCCAGCUGAACUCUUCGAACGCACCCUGGUCAACAUUAGAAAAUUGGUGAACGCUGGGGUCACGGGAAACGCAUCGGAGUUUAGGUACGAAGAGAUACUGACCGCAGCUCAGGUAGCCGAGAUCGAGCGACUGUCGGGUUGCACGGCUCACCGUAGGAUCAGCAACUGUUCAGACAUGUGCUAUCACAGUCGUUACCGCAGCAUGGACGGCAGCUGCAACAACCUACAGCAUCCGACUUGGGGUUCGUCAUACACGGGUUUCAGGAGGAUCCUGCAGCCGAUAUACGAGAACGGUUUUUCCUCUCCUGUGGGUUGGGAACCGGACCGUCUUUACUACGGUUUCCCAAAGCCGGCGGCCCGGCUGGUCUCAACGACGCUGAUAUCGACACACGACGUUACUUCCGACGACAAACUGACCCAUAUGGUUAUGCAGUGGGGUCAGUUCCUCGACCACGACCUGGGCCACGCGCUCCCUUCGGUCACGAGCGAGUCCUGGGACGGUAUAGACUGUAAAAAGUCCUGCGACAACGCGGCUCCGUGUUUCCCGAUGCCCGUACCACCCGGAGAUCCGAGGGUGAACAACAGGCGGUGCAUCGACUUCAUCAGGACAAGCGCGGUCUGCGGAUCGGGCGAAACGAGUCCACUUUGGGGCGGCUUGAUGCCCAGGGAACAGCUCAACCAGUUGACGAGUUUCAUAGACGCCUCGCAGGUUUAUGGCUUUGACGAUAUCCUGGGCAGGUAUCUUCGCGACCAAACAAACGACAGAGGUCUCCUUCGCCAUGGACCAACACUUCCGGGGUGGAAACCACUGCUGCCGUACGCCAACGGGGAGUUCGUAGACUGCCGUAGAAACCCCCUUGAGAGUACGAUAAACUGCUUUGUCGCCGGUGAUAUAAGAGCCAACGAGCAGGUCGGGCUACUCGCCAUGCACACGAUAUGGCUCAGGGAACACAACCGCAUCGCCCGUGAACUUUUCACGCUUAACCCGCAAUGGGACGGCGAAACGAUUUACCAGGAGGCGCGUCGAAUCGUCGGAGCCCAGAUGCAGCACAUCACUUACAACCAUUGGAUACCGAAGAUAUUCGGCGCCCCCAUAGAGCAGCUUAUAGGAGAGUACAAGGGGUACGAUCCUGGCGUUAAUGCGGGGAUUUCCAAUGUAUUUACCACCGCAGCUCUCAGAUUUGGACAUUCUCUUAUACAGCCGCGUCUCGAGAGAUUCGACGCUGAGUUCAAGCCGAUUCCCCAAGGUUCUUUACCGUUGAGGGACGCCUUCUUCGCGCCUUGGAGGCUCGUCGACGAGGGAGGAGUCGAUCCGCUGAUGAGGGGGAUGUUUGCUACGCCGGCAAAGCUCAAACGGCCAGAUCAGAAUCUGAACAACGAAUUGACCGAGCAGUUGUUCAGGACCGCCCACGCUGUGGCUCUUGAUCUAGCAGCGAUGAACAUACAGAGAUCGAGGGAUCACGCCAUUCCCGGCUACACGGAGUGGCGUAAAUUUUGCAACAUGUCCAACGUUGAGACCUUCGACGAUCUCGCCGGAGAAAUUAGCAGCCCGACGGUACGUCGGAAGCUCAGCGAGCUCUACGGGCAUCCGGGUAACGUCGAUGUUUGGGUCGGCGGGAUCCUGGAGGACCAGCUACCCGGCGCCAAGGUCGGGCCGCUUUUCAAGUGCCUUUUGCUUGAGCAGUUCAAACGUCUGAGAGACGGAGAUCGGUUCUGGUACGAAAAUCCAUCCUCCCUCCGACCGGAACAGCUCACGCAAAUAAAGCAAACCAGUUUGGCUCGCAUUAUGUGCGAUAAUGGUGACAACAUAACGCGCGUCCAACGCGACGUAUUUCUCAUGACUGAUAAACCGGGCGAAUAUGUUUCUUGCGAUGAGAUACCAAGGGUUGAUCUUCGCUUAUGGGCAGAGUGCUGUGAAGACUGCGAUGCCCAGAGUAACAGUAUUUCACUUUCACGUUUCCGACGGAGUCUCAAGGAGGAAUACUCGAAGAAGAGGAAUCGGGACAAGAAGGACGAACGCCACAGUCUCGCUGAGGAGAAGCAGAGUUGUAACGAUGCGAUUAGAAUAUUAGAGAAGGAAGUUGUUACGAUGAAACAGAAACUUGGUAAACUGAACGCCGAAUUAAAACGAUUGAAGGGAUCGAGAAACGUGUGAAAUCGUUGUUGGAGGUGACGCGUGUAUGUUUGAGGAUU